AUGGCCGUCCCCAAACAACGGUCCUGGCUAGCAGCACAAUUCACGGCUCGAAAAGUCACCUUCUACACUCUCUUCCACGGCCUGCACAUUCUCAUCUUCAUCAUCGGAUGGUACGUCCAGGCCAAGAACGAGAAACUCGCCGCGCUCAACGGUCUCGAAUUCUCCGUCUGGUUCUCGCGAGGAGCAGGACUAUGCCUCUCCGUCGACACGAUGAUCAUCCUGCUGCCCAUGUGCCGCAACAUCCUCAAAGUAAUCCGACCGAAAAUCCGAUGGUUGCCGCUCGACGAGAGUCAAUGGUUCCAUCGACAAGUGGCGUAUAGCAUGUUGAUCUGGACGACGGUGCACGUCGCCGCGCAUUAUGUCAAUUUCUUCAAUGUCGAGCGGAGCCAGGUGCGAAAAGAGGCGGCCGUUCAGAUCCACUAUACACAGGCGGGAGGGAUCACGGGGCACGUCAUGUUGCUCUGCAUGUUGUUGAUGUACACGACGGCGCAUCACAAGAUUCGGCAGCAGAGCUACGAGACGUUUUGGUAUACGCAUCAUCUGUUCGUGCCAUUCUUCUUGGCGAUGUACACGCAUGCGACGGGAUGCUUUGUCAGAGACUCGGUGAAGCCGUAUAGUCCCUUCGCGGGCAGAGGCUUCUGGGAUCAUUGUAUUGGAUAUGAAGGCUGGCGAUGGGAACUGGUUGGCGGAGGCUUGUAUCUGCUCGAAAGGCUGUAUCGCGAGGUCCGGGCAAGGCGGCAGACGGAGAUCAUCAAGGUCGUCAGACAUCCGUAUGGUAAGUUGUUGGUCGCAAGUGUGGGCCGGACAAGGCACCGACUGACUGGUGACAGACGCCGUGGAGAUUCAAUUCCGCAAACCCAGCAUGCGCUACAAAGCCGGUCAGUGGCUCUUCAUCAACGUCCCCAACGUCAGCCGAAACCAAUGGCACCCUUUCACAAUCACCUCCUGCCCAUUCGACCCGUACAUCAGCGUCCACGUUCGACAAGUAGGCGACUUCACCCGAUCUCUCGCGAACGCCCUUGGAGCCGGUCCAGAGCAGCAAAAGCUCUACGACGAGCUAGACCCGAUGGGGAUGUACGAGGUCGCCCUCCAAAACGGCCAGGAAAUGCCAAAGCUGCGCAUAGAUGGGCCCUACGGAGCUCCAGCCGAGGAUGUCUUCGACAAUGAGAUUGCAAUCCUGAUCGGGACGGGAAUCGGCGUGACGCCGUGGGCGUCUAUCCUCAAGAAUAUCUGGCACAUGCGUCUUUCGCCAAACCCGCCCAAGAGAUUAAAGCGUGUCGAAUUCAUCUGGGUGUGCAAGGACACAACUUCGUUCGAGUGGUUCCAGGCACUGCUCUUCAGCUUAGAGGAGCAGAGUAUGGCCAUGACCGGUGCUGGAGACCAUCAUGAAUUCUUGCGCAUUCACACCUAUCUCACGCAAAAGAUGGAUGCGGAUACCGCGCAGAAUAUCGUUCUCAACUCCGUGGGAGCGGACAAGGAUCCAUUGACGGAGUUGUCGAGCAGAACAAACUUCGGUCGACCAGAUUUCCCGCGUCUUCUCGUUGGGAUGCGAGAAGGUAUUCUGAACCAGACAUACAUCGCCGGCUUAGAUCGAGGCGGAAGAACAGACGUCGGAGUAUACGUCUGCGGUCCCAGUGUGGCGGCUCGAGAUAUCAGAAAGGCCUGCAAAGAGGCCACUGUGAAGAAUGUCAACUUCCGGUUUUGGAAGGAACAUUUCUAA
Molecule: messenger RNA, 1720 nt
Organism: Lecanosticta acicola
Lineage: Eukaryota; Fungi; Ascomycota; Dothideomycetes; Mycosphaerellales; Mycosphaerellaceae
Source: the annotation of a GenBank genome assembly